UAAGAAGUCUUGAAUUCUAGUCCACCUAUCUGAAACAGGAAACUCCCUACAGGCAGUGUUCCCUAAUCCACAAUGGACUGCAAAACAGUCCAGUAUCUCAGUUCUCUAUGCAAGUAGCUCAACCCUUUGCAGCCUGAAUGGUGAUUAGGGAGCUUCACCCACAGAGGAGGGAGCAGGCAGGAACGAAUUUAGCAUACAGUGGGAAGGGAAGAGAAGGUUGAUGUUUUACAUGAAUGGAUUUUGUGGACUAGAAAAAAAUUUGCUAGAGGCAGAUGCUGAUGACUGGGAAACAGUGCCCUAAAACAUUCCCAAGGGAUCAUCAUUUUGUCUCUGCUUAUGGGGAAAGGAGGCUGUGCUUUCCAUUGCUAAACAACUCUAAUUUUUUUUUUUUUCUUUUUGGUUCCCUGUGAUUUCAUCAAUAAGAGGUACACAUUGUGGAAAUUCUAAUGGCAAUUGGCAGUGAAUUUGCAACUUAAAAGUCUUAGGUACCUGGGAACACUAAAAUAGCAUGUAUUAGAAUUAGAUCUUGAUCUCACUACCCACCACACCAUCUCUAUCCAUCAUACUGUCGCCUGCAGCUCUGAUUAUUAAGGAGUUUGUCCUCACGCUGAACUGAAAUCUGCCUCCUGCUUACUUCUCCCUGCUGUGUUGAGUUCUGUAUUCUAGAUCUAGGCUUAGAAAAUCAAUCCCCUUUAUAUGACAACCCCUCAAAGGUCUGAUGACUUAUAAAUGCCCAAGGAAAAAGCACUGCCAAGGUGGAAAGUCCCAUUCCCCAAAUCUGAAUGUCCUUCAGACCUCUUUCCCUGCUUCUUUUAGUCCCCAACACUGCUCCAGCCUGUCUCCAACAGUGAUGAUCUGAGCAACAAAAGCCUAUGCUUUCAGUAGUUGGUAGGUAGGUUGGAAAUAGUUACAUUUGGACACUGGGAGGAUGGCAGGACAACUUUUAGAAUUCAAGAUUUUCUGAACUCGGAAUUGGUGUCCUGAAUUCAAAUUCUGACUCUGGUAUUUGCUACCUGUGUCACUUUAGGCAAAUUUGUGCCUCAGUUUCUCCUUAUACAAAACAGAGUUGGACUCAGUAAUUUCUCAGGUUAUAUUUAGCUCUAAUCUUUUAAACAUGUUGUCUGCCUGGAUCUCUACUAUGCUUUCAAUUCAGUUCUCUGUACUGAAUUUUCUUGUCAUUUUGAGAAUGUGAUUUCUAUUCUCCCUGCCAGACCAAGAAUUUCUUGAAAAGACAUGUCUUGACCUUGACCUUGAAAAGGUGUCUCCUCUUGCCUCAACUAUAGAAUAGUCAAGCAUAGGGCCCAGAACAGCAUAGUCAAGAUGCACUAAACUGAUGGAGAUUGAGGCAUUUGGACCAUGGGGCUGCUAGCCUGAGGACUAGGUACUAGUUCCAUUUCUACUACUGUAAGCUUUGUAAUCGUUAGCAAAUGCUUUGUCCUUUCUGGACCUCAGUUUGUUUUUGACAGGAAAAUCAAAUGAAAUUUCUAUAACUCGGGAGACAGCAUGGUUUUUUCAAAGUGAAUUGAAUGGACUUUGAGUUAGAAAACCUUAGGAUUGCCUCCUGACUGCUACACCAUAUAAAAGGAAGCAAAUUGACUUCACCUUUCUGAGCAUGAAGUUCUAUAAAAUGGGGACAGUAAUGUCUGAAUUAUCUACCUCAAAAUGUGGUUGUGGGAAAAAAAUGCAUUGUAAAAUAGAAAUGUGAGUUCUUAGAUAAGCUAAUGGGUGUAAAGUACUUUGGACAGUAUAAAACAGUCCCGAUUUGUGUUGUUCCUUCCAAAUCACCCAGGAAACAGCUGCACUAGUUCUGUCUCUCCAUAUUCUGUCCACCCCUGGGCCUCAGUGGUUCUCUGCUUUGGAAGGCGUAUAUAUGUGUGUUAAGGGAUGGGCUAGAGGGAGUAGGAGGCCUGUGGAUAGGGGAAUGGCAAGAGAAGGAAGAUAGAAGUUGAUUACUUUGUACUUUGACCUUCAAAUCACGUGCCAGGGCUAUGGCUUUUCUCAUGGAAACUGGGAUAGAGUCCACCUUCACCUAGGGAAGGGCUAGUUAAUGGGCUAACGGAUGACUCACAUUAUAAUAGGAUUUUGAACUGAGAAAGACUUCCAAGAUCACUUGGUACAAUUCCCUCUUCCCCAGAACAAAAAUGAGAUUGAAAGAGGUUAAGUGAUUUGCCCUGUGUCAUUCAGCAAAUAACAGAACCCAAAUUCAAAACAAAGAUUUGCUCUGCCAUUGAUUUUCUGUGUAGCUAUGGGAAAUCAAGUUCCCUCUCUGAGUUUCAGAUUGUUCUUGAUCCUCUGAUCUCUUAGGUCCUUAUAAUGAUCUGUGACUCCAAAUCCAGUACUCUUUCCAGUACGGGCUCAUCCCUCCUUCCACAGUGGGGCAGCAUUGUAUGGGAUCUGGUCCCUGAGAGGACACCUUUUAUAAGAUUGAGAUUAUAUUCCUUGCUGCUCCAAUGGACUCUGCUCCCUAUUUUGUUGUUUUCUUGGAGCAGGGGCACGUUUAACUUAAUCUCCCACCUUCCAGCUCUCAGUCGGGGCUUCUGUGGAGGCACAGUCUCCACAGUGAUAUCCUAAUAUUUGACAAUAGCAUUUACUUUAAUAACAUUUAUGCUCUCUUUUGCUAUAGUUGUAGAGGGGAGACUGAGACUCAAUCCUUGAUUGAAAAAAUGGCUGUGAGGGGCUCCAUCCAUUGGCCUUAGUGAGCAAGGUUUCACGAAGAUUUGAGAUUCCCCAUAGCUUAGUCUAAGUUGAUGAUCUGUUUGCACCCAGAAGGUUCCUAAAUCUAAGGAUCAGGAGAAGAAUCUCUUUUUGAGGACUGGGACUCUCUCAGUACCAGAAACCAUGAUCUAUUCUGAGCAUAGAUACUGAGGCUUUGUUGAUCUCAAUUACUCUUAAGUUCCUGGCAGGGGCUGUCCAAAUUGUCCCUUUUUUCCCUGUGGCCAAGCCAUCCAGGCUUUCUUUAAGAACCAGUUGUGCUUAAUGUUGAGUAGAGAUAAUGGAUUCUUACUUCCUGAGAAUGGGACCCAGUUAAUUGUUACCUAAGUCCAGAGUCUCUCUCCAGUUAACCCUUUGUGUUUGGGUGGAGGAUAGCCCUCAAGGACUGGAGCUCCUAGGAAUGGCCUGGCAAAGCCCCUCCAACGUGAGAAGGACCAGCAGGAUGCUUGGGAUGUGGUCGAUUGAGAAUGAAGAGUUUUGUUCUUUGGUUAUCCUGGAGCCCAGUCACCUAAGACCAAGGCCACAGAGGGUUAAAAGGGAAGAAAGGUGUGGUCCCUGAGCAGCUGGUAGUUGUGGAGUUGUGGGGCCUUCAAAGUCCAAUAAAUAAUCAUUCUCCUACCAAUACUGCACUCCCCACACCCCAAACUCUGCCUCUUCAGCUUUAGCUUAUCUGGGUGGGGCUUUUGGAAGCCAUCUCUCCAGCUCCCUUCUGCAGUAGUCAGUGAAGAGAGAAGCCACACUCCAGGACCCUAAACAGACUGACCAGCCACGGCUGCUUGGCCCCAUGUCGCUCCAGGAGACCCUCCUUGUGUUCUCUGUGCUGUUGCUGUCAUCAGCGGAUGCCCAAAAAGUGAUUGAGAGGAGGCUGCAGCCCUGGCUGAUGGGCCUGACAGCUGUUGUGGGCUUCCUCUUCAUUGUCUUCAUCCUCCUGCUGGCCAACCGGCUUUGGUGUUCCAAGGAGAGGAACGAUGAGGAGGAGGAGUUUGAAGAAAUCCAAUCAACUCGGAGAUUCUAUGAAGACAUUCAGUUGAGGACAUCAUCUGAAUCAUCAAAGGAAGAUAAAGGCCGCGUCAAUGAAGCCUUGGAACCAGAUGAAGUGGCAACUGUCAGCAAAGAUGCUGAGAAAUAUACUUCCAUGUGAGGGAGGCCCUCCCGCCAGGGAACCCCUGGGGCGAAUCCCCAGAUUUCUCUAUGCUUGUCUCCCAAACUCCACCUUUGGGGCCCAAGGAAUGAUUCAAACUGGAAUAACAGAAUCCUGUUAUCCUUAGGCCCCAUUCCUCCUCUUCUCCCUGUAUGGGAAACAUGGAGGAACUGGGGCUAUGAUUCCAUUUCUUUCCCUCCCCUCCCCAUUGAAAAUUAACUAACAAAUAAAGAAUUAUUUAUGGAAAAUCCAGCCCCUUUGCUGCCCAGUGAUGGCUGAUUCUUCUCUAAAUCAUGAUUAGGAACACAAGAUCACAGAUAUAGAUACAGAAAGUUCUACUCCUUCAUUUUCCAGACAAGGAAACAGAAGCCCAGUGAGGUUAAGGAAAAGGGCAUCCCGGAAUGAGUCUCAGAAGAAGUGGGUUUAAGGGCUAUUGUUUCUUUUAAGUUUGUGCAGUGGAAAGAAAUGUCAGGAAGACAAGUUCAAAUCCAACCUGGACUCUAACUUACUAGCUGGGUGACCAUAUGCAAAGUCACUCAAUUGCUGCCUGCCUCAGUUUACUCAUCUGUAAAAUGGGAAUAGCAAUAGUACCCACCUCUCCUGGUUAUUAUGAGGACCAAAUGAGAUGAUUGUAAAUUGUAAUUUGUAAAGCGCUUAACACAAGGCCCUAUUGGAUGGAUAGUAAGCAUUAUAGAAAUGUUCGCUACAAUUAUUACUGACCAUUUGCAAGUUACUUUUUUAUGUGCUUCAGUUUCCUCAUCUGAAAAUGAAUGGUUGACCUAGAUGAUAUUUUAAGUCACUUUCUGUAACCCCUACCAGGUUCUUCAAUAAUCACUCCCACUGCCUACUCCAUAAUUUCAUGUUAUCACACACUGGUUUCUCAAUACCUGUUCCCUCUCUCUAUUUGUUUAGUGAUUCUGUGGCUCGAUACACACUAGCUAGGUACAAUGCUAAGGGGUCUUUCUCUCCCACCUGGUCCUUGUUCUGAGAGACAAGAUUCAGAAAUAGGAAACAACUAAAAAGCCUUAUUUGAAUGCCUUUUUGUGAGAAAAGGAAUAAGUGAAAAGUCUGAAUUUUAGGAUUUUUUUCCUCCAAGGAAGUGCAGCUGUAUUGAUGUCAAAACCAUAGGAAAGCCCUGCCUCUUCUGUGUUGAGGCUCUGCUUUAAAUGCUUGUCCCCUCCUCGUGCCUCAGUUUCCUCCCUUUGUGAGGGUACAGGUUCUCAGUACAAGUAUAAGGAUAUAAGAACUGCCAAGAAGAGAUUAGAAUGCCUUCUUCAAAUAUAAAGGGAUUGCCAAACAUUGUUUCUAUGUCAAAGAGGCUUUGGUGAAGUAUCCACCAGUCUUUGAUGCUUCCCUUCCCACCCUCCAUCCCCAUAUUCUAUUUAUACUAUUAUGACAGCUUCACACUUUCUGGACUUUGAAUUGGUUGGGUAGGAUAGUAGAGUCACACUCAAAUAGAAAUAAAUCUCUCCAGGUCACCUAUUGACUGAAAAAACUACAAAUUAACAUUAUUUAUGUUGUAUUGUAUUUUAUUUGGUUAAAACACUUCCUAACUUCAUUUUAAUCUGAUUCUGGCCACACUUGGGAGUUAAUGCUUGUUGCUGGGGCAGGUGGUAAGUUGAUAUCUUGGUUUGUAUCACCUAUUUUCAUCCAGAUUCUAAACAUUUAUUUCUAAACAUAAUUUGGGGGAACCCUCAAAUCUACUAUUUCUUUAGAGUAUAGUCAUCUUGUUGUGUAAUGGAAAGAACUCUGGCUAGAAUUUAGGAGACCCAGUGGUUUUGAUUGAUUAACAAUAGAUGUCUUUUUUUUCCUCUCAGUUGGAGAUUCUUAGUCUCUAAAUAAAAAAAUCAGCCCCUUAAAAUUUUGGGAGUGUCAAAAAAAAAAAAAAAGAGGGAAAGGAAAAAGAAAUCACAACUGCUAAUGUUACCACUAACUUGGGACAGACCCCUUCCCUCUAUGAGUUUGCUUAACUGUAAAUUAAGCUGGUUGGACUUCAUUUUUUAAUAAAUGUCCCAAUUCUGAAUGUAUGAGCUAAGGACUGUUGAGCUUUUCCUUAUUACUAUAUCCAAGGUUGCUGCAU
Molecule: messenger RNA, 5933 nt
Organism: Sarcophilus harrisii (Tasmanian devil)
Lineage: Eukaryota; Metazoa; Chordata; Mammalia; Dasyuromorphia; Dasyuridae
Gene: SMIM24
Product: small integral membrane protein 24
Exons: 4
Coding region: 3497-3853 (118 amino acids)
Source: RefSeq, a predicted model, not a curated record